AUGGCGAAAGGAAAGAGCACCAAGAGCUCAUCCUCAUCUUCAAAAGGCAGCGAUGUCAAACUUCGCCAACGACCUACAGCCGCCUUCCCCAACGGCACACCCAGCUCGGAGACUGUAGAAAAGCCUGGCUUGCUAGAAUCACGACAAUCUUUGAAGGCGGAAGAGGGAAGUACCCCCACAACUAGCAAGGAUGCGCUUCUUAUUCCAGCAUCACCGCCCGUCGAUGGCAAGAGCGGUGUCUCGGUCUCUGAAUCCCAAACCAGCCAAGAGGCGUCCGGAUUUAUGGAUCUCUCACCCCAGGACCAGAAGGCCAUGAUCCUGCUUGUCAUUCUAUACCUUCUGCAAGGUGUACCUGUGGGACUUGCUUUCGGUACCAUGCCCUUUUUGCUCAAGUCCAAGCUGAGCUACGGCGAUAUCGGCUUCUUUAUGCUCUGCACCUACCCUUAUUCGCUCAAGCUUUUUUGGAGUCCUAUCGUCGAUUCGACGUUUGUCAAUCAGUUACGGCUUCCGCUCUUCGGCACCAUCUCCCUUGGUCGUCGUAAAAGCUGGAUUGUUCCCAUCCAGGCGGUGGUCGGCGUCAUGUUCUGGUACCUCUCUUCCAACGUCGACCAGCUUCUAUUGGCCGACUUGCCCAACGUCAAGCUCAUAACUCUCAUCUUCUUCGUACUCAUCCUGUUUGCUGCUACCCAAGACAUUGCCGUCGAUGGCUGGGCGUUGACUCUUCUCUCACAAGAAAACUUGUCAUACGCAAGCACGGCGCAAACUGUGGGACUCAACUCGGGCUACUUCCUUAGCUUUACCGUGUUCUUGGCAUUCAAUUCGGUCGAGUUCAGCAACAAGUACUUCCGCUCAACACCGUUGGACUAUCCGCUGCUCUCGCUUUCCUCGUACAUGCGCUUCUGGGCUGUCGGAUUUUUGUUGGUGACAGUGUGGCUGGUAGUGUUCAAGAAGGAAGACGAAGAAGCCUCCGAUGCACCAGAUAUGGAUGUCAAGCAGGUCUACUCGAUCAUGUGGAGGAUCUGCCAACUGAAACACGUGCAGACGUUUAUCCUGAUUCACUUUGUCGCCAAGAUCGGCUUCCAGGCCAACGAAGCAGUCACGGGCCUAAAGCUGGUUGAAAAGGGCUUUGGUAAAGAAGAUUUAGCAUUGGCCGUGUUGAUCGACUUCCCAUUUCAGCUCAUCUUUGGCUACCUGGCCGCAAGGUGGAGCAAAGGCGAUCGCGCAUUGCAGCCAUGGGUGGUAGCGUUCUUCUUCCGCCUCGGCUUCGCAGUGCUUUCCAUGGUUAUCGUGCACGGCAUGCCCAAAGCGCCUAUCGGUACCAGCUACUUCUUUGUUGUUAUCGCUAGCACUGUCGCUGGGAGCUUCGCAUCUACUGUCCAAUUCGUGGGCAUCUCGGCUUUCCACACGCAGAUCGCCGACCCGCUGAUCGGCGGAACAUACAUGACACUGCUCAACACGGUUUCGAACCUCGGCGGGACGUGGCCACGCUACUUUGUGCUCAAAGCCGUCGACCUCUUCACCAUCUCGAGUUGCCAACCGCCAUCCAGCUCGUCGCUGCUCAAGGACCCGGAGAUCGCCAAGCUGUGGGCUACUGCGUCCAAAGGCAUCGGCGCCAACGAAUGCACAUCAGACCUGGGCAAAGCAGCUUGCUCCGCCGCCGGCGGAGAAUGCCACAUCGAGCGCGAUGGAUACUACUGGACAUCCACCCUCUGCGUCGUCAUCGGCACUUUGCUCUUGAUUACUUUUAUCAUUCCCGCAUCCCGAAAGCUGCAGGCCUUGCCUCCAAGCGCAUGGCGAGUAAAUUUGCACUCCAAGAUUCAGUAA
This is a messenger RNA of Mycosarcoma maydis (corn smut), 1824 nucleotides long. RefSeq lists its product as uncharacterized. Bases 1 to 1824 code for a protein of 607 amino acids. Gene Ontology annotation, molecular function: acetyl-CoA transmembrane transporter activity. Gene Ontology annotation, cellular component: membrane. The record is from RefSeq and is a predicted model, not a curated record. The transcript has a single exon. NCBI's taxonomy places the organism in Eukaryota, Fungi, Basidiomycota, Ustilaginomycetes, Ustilaginales.